Molecule: messenger RNA, 1158 nt
Organism: Aspergillus puulaauensis
Lineage: Eukaryota; Fungi; Ascomycota; Eurotiomycetes; Eurotiales; Aspergillaceae
Product: lactonase family protein
Exons: 2
Coding region: 1-1158 (385 amino acids)
Molecular function (GO): protein binding; 6-phosphogluconolactonase activity
Source: RefSeq, a predicted model, not a curated record
AUGUUUCGGCAUCUUUUAUUCCUCUCCCUGGCAGCCGCCGCCAACCUCUACGCCACUCACUAUGACGGUAAUAUCUAUUCUCUUUCUCUUGACGGGGGAAGUUCACUUUCAAUUACUUCAUCUUUGAAGACAUGUGGCGCUGGCCCUAGUUGGCUGACGUUUGACUCCCAUACACGCACACUCUACUGCUCUGACCACGCCGGCGAUGCGACUGUCAAUGGCUCAUUGAGUUCAUAUGCAGUGGACAAUAAGGGCAGAAUGACCGAACUCGCCACAGCCGUGGACUUGGGCGCCGCGGUGCACAGUGUCAUGUAUGGCAAGCACGGAGCGAAGUACUUGGCCGUUGCCCAUUACGCCGGCUCUGCACUGUCGACAUUCAAACUCCCUCUCCGUUCUGAUGAUGAGGCCAUGCAGGUCUUCCGCUACGAACUAUCCCAGCCCGGUAUCAGACCAGAGCAGGAUGCGCCGCACCCGCACCAGGUCAUCCUUGAUCCAACCGGUUCUUUCAUGCUGGUUCCCGAUUUAGGCGCCGACCAGGUCCGGGUGUAUGCCAUUGACAACACCUCAGGGCAUCUGAAUGCGUGUCCGAGUUUGAACUACACCGCUGGCAGUGGGCCGCGACACGGGCUGUUUUGGAAGUCGAACUCUGCGCAUUCAAGGCAGACUCCAACGACUAUGUUAUACACUGUCAGUGAGUUGGGAGGACACUUUAAUGCAUUCGCCGUCUCCUAUCCAUCCUCCGGUUGUCUCGAUUUUAAGGAGACCCAAUCCUUCGUACCGUAUCCAGGCGGAGAGUUCCCAGCUAAUGCUUCGCUAUCGGAGCUCCGCAUGCAUGGAAAUUCCCUGUACGCUUCAAUUCGGUUUGACCAGAGCUUUCCUCCAAAUGACUCCCUAGCGACAUUGGUGCAGUUACCCAAUGGCACUGUGAGAUUCAGCGAAAUCAGCUCUUCAUAUGGCACCAUCCCACGCACCUUCGCUAUUAACAAGAACGGAACCCUGCUGGCAAUUGGGAACCAGGCUUCAUCUAAUGUCGCCGUUAUCAGGAGGGAUCCGGAGAGUGGAAAGCUUGGUAGACUGGUUGCGAAUGUGCAGGUUGGGGAGCCCGGACAGGCGAGUAAUUCAUCCACGGGGCUUAGCAGUAUCAUUUGGGAGGAGUAG